GGUUACAGCGCCUUCUGUGUUGUGGUAGACAGUGGUAGAACAACAAAGCAUUUAUGAAACAUUUAUUCAUACUGAUACGAUAUAUAUAGCCUAUAUUAUUUUACAAAGGUCUUAAAGAUUGUAGCUUAAACAACGUGCUUUUGGGGGAUCAUUUAAAUGGCUUAUUUCACAAUGUUUUGGUCAGUCGUUUGCGCAACUGUUCUCCUUGUUCCAUUUGUUUGCGAAGCAAGGGCCAAGCGAUAUGUCAUCGGCUGUCCAGAAAAAUGUGACAAGUCUCUAUGUUCCCCGAUCCCUGCGGAUUGCAUGGCCGGGGACAUCCUUGACCAAUGCGACUGCUGUCCUGUCUGUGCGUCGGGAGAGGGAGAAGCCUGCGGCGGCACGGGUAGACUAGGGGACCCGGAGUGUGGAGAGGGCAUGGAAUGCUCGAUAGUGGACGGGAUUGGGGUGUCCGCCACAGUUAGGCGACGGGGGAAAACCGGUGUGUGCGUCUGCAAAGGUUCGGACCCGGUGUGUGGUAGUGACGGGGUUUCCUACCGUAACAUCUGCGAGCUGAAGAGAGUGAGUAACCGCGAUUUGAAGCUGCAACAGCCACCAAUCAUCUUAAUACAGAGAGGAACCUGUGGCCAAGGCCAGGAGAACCCAGACAGUCUGCGGCACAGAUACAACUUCAUCGCUGAUGUAGUGGAGAAGAUUGCUCCAGCUGUGGUUCACAUCGAACUGUACCGCAAGAUGAUGUUCUCUAAGCGGGAGGUGGCAGUGGCCAGUGGUUCUGGCUUUGUGGUGUCAGAGGACGGCCUUAUCGUAACCAACGCCCAUGUGGUGGCCAAUAAGCACAGAGUGAAGGUGGAGCUGAAGAGUGGCGCCACCUUUGACGCCAAGAUCAAAGACGUGGACGAGAAGGCCGACAUCGCCCUGAUCAAGAUCGACGCCCCUACGAAGAUGCCUGUGCUGCUGCUCGGUCGUUCAGCAGACCUGAGGCCUGGUGAGUUUGUGGUGGCCAUUGGCAGUCCCUUUUCCCUGCAGAACACGGUCACCACGGGCAUCGUCUCCACCACCCAGCGAGGGGGCAAGGAGCUGGGCUUGAGGAACUCUGAUAUGGAGUACAUCCAGACCGACGCGAUCAUCAAUUAUGGAAACUCUGGCGGACCCCUGGUCAAUCUGGACGGAGAGGUGAUUGGGAUCAACACACUGAAGGUGACAGCAGGAAUCUCCUUCGCCAUCCCCUCAGACAAGAUCCGUCAGUUUCUGGCAGAGUCCCACGUCAGAGAAUCGAAAGGUAAAUUAUCACCAAAGAAGAAAUUAAUCGGUGCGCGGAUGAUGACUCUCACUUCUGCGCUCGCGGACGGGCUGAAGGAGAGAACAUCGGACUUUCCCGAUGUCACCUCAGGGGUGUAUGUCCUCGAGGUCAUCCCAAAAACACCGGCUGAGAUAGGUGGUUUGAAGGAGAGUGACGUCAUUAUCACCAUCAACAGCCAGCGAAUCAACUCGGCCAGUGACGUCAGCGCCGCCAUCAAGCGUGACGACACACUGCGGAUGGUGGUCAGGCGGGGAAACGAGGACAUCAUGCUCACCAUUGUCCCAGAUGAAAUUGACCCUUGACCCCUCAGUAACCACGAGCUGGUACUCAGUGUUUAAAACCACAGACUUUAAACCGGUGUGUGUCUGGAGCCACACCCCACAUUAGAAUAUGUUACUACUAGUGCCCCACCCACCCCCCCACCCCCCCCCC
Esox lucius (northern pike) is the source of this 1729-nucleotide messenger RNA. RefSeq names its product HtrA serine peptidase 1b (gene htra1b). The record is from RefSeq and is a predicted model, not a curated record. Gene Ontology annotation, molecular function: protein binding; serine-type endopeptidase activity. Lineage: Eukaryota; Metazoa; Chordata; Actinopteri; Esociformes; Esocidae. Gene Ontology annotation, cellular component: extracellular region. Bases 157 to 1599 code for a protein of 480 amino acids. The transcript has 9 exons. Gene Ontology annotation, biological process: proteolysis; programmed cell death; positive regulation of apoptotic process.